Molecule: messenger RNA, 468 nt
Organism: Cynara cardunculus var. scolymus (artichoke)
Lineage: Eukaryota; Viridiplantae; Streptophyta; Magnoliopsida; Asterales; Asteraceae
Product: IAA-amino acid hydrolase ILR1-like 4
Exons: 3
Coding region: 1-468 (155 amino acids)
Biological process (GO): auxin metabolic process
Cellular component (GO): endoplasmic reticulum
Molecular function (GO): IAA-Ala conjugate hydrolase activity
Source: RefSeq, a predicted model, not a curated record
AUGCUCGCCAUUUAUACGAUUCAACCAACCCCCAAAUGUUCCGAUGGUUUCAUAACGAAACAAAAUUUGGCCGGAAUCCCAUCAAGCUUCCUCAAAUUGGCCAACAAGACGGAACUUAUGGAAUAUAUGGUCGAUAUCAGGCGCACUUUGCACCAAAAUUCAGAGCUCGGUUAUGAAGAAUUGGAAACUAGUAAGCUUAUUAGAACUGAACUUGAUAAAAUAGGGAUCGAUUAUAGAUAUCCAGUUGCUGUGACCGGAGUUGUGGGGUUUAUGGGUACCGGAAAACCUCCAUUUGUUGCUAUCAGAGCAGAUAUGGAUGCUCUAGCUAUGCAGGAGGGAGUGGAGUGGGAGCACAAAAGCAAGGUUCCUGGGAAAAUGCAUGCAUGUGGACAUGAUGCUCAUGUUUCAAUGCUUCUUGGUGCUGCAAAGAUGCUUCAACAACAUCGUGACAAGAUACAGGAACCAUAG